AUGAGCGGUCAAUGUCUUGGAUUAGUGUCAUCGACACGUGUUGUGUCACCCUCUUCCACCUCCCCCGCUUCUAAUCAGAAGUGUUUCUCACCCAUUCUUUCCUAUCCCUCACCGACUCCUCCCAGUUUUGCUCAUGAGACCACUCCAGAAAAAUCUAAACACAAAAUCGAUUCUUCCCUUUCUUUCUCCACCUCCUUCUUAUCCAGUAAGUUUUCCAUGAAAGACUCAAAGUUCUCCGGGAAGUUUUUGUCGGAGGGAGAAGGAAGCAAUGAGGCCUUAAAUUGGACGAAUUUCACUUUGUUUCUUAUGUUUAUUGACAUAUACAACUUUCAACACUAUCUCAAAAGAGUGAUGGCACCAGCUAAAAGGUUGGAACAGUUGGAGGGACUAUUGGAAUUGAAUUCCGUGACUUUAAGAAAAGUUAAUUCUGUACUCAUUUGCAACCAAAUACCGGUAUGGAAUGGUUAUGCUGACUGAUUUUGGUCUGGAAAAGGAAAUUAACGAAUGAAGCAGACCAAAUUCAAUGUGGGGGACCACAUAAUACACGACUCCUCAAAUAUUACUUUCUAAAGUCCAUAAUAAAAAUGCAGAAUGAUAGAGUGUUGGAAUACUCUUGUACGUAAUGGUAACUGGGAAGGAGUUGUCUUCAGAUUCUUCUCAUCAUGUUACAUCUGUGUUGGCCUCCCUUAUAAUGGGCAAGUCCUCAAUUUUAAGGAAGGUACCCUAUUGAAAUGCUUGCUUACAGUUUAGGAUGAACACAUGAUCCAGUUGUUGUUGUUGUUGUUAAGCCAUGCACCAAACAAACCAUAGAGAUUAUCAUAAACUAGGUAAAAUUACGCUUUUACCCUUUGAAAAAUACCAUGUUUUUGGUUAGUAAAACGAUUUUUUUUUUCCUGCGGAGAUGUACUUUUGUUUGGGAGUUAUAAGUAGUUGGAUGGGAAGUGAGCUAUUGUGUUGAACAUAUGCGCCUUAGAAUGAAAAUAAUUACACCAUGAUUAUAGAAAGAAAGGUAGAUAAGUUCAAAUGAUGAACCUGUUAUAAGCCAUAACUUUAAAAUCAAUUAGUUUGGAAAGAUCCUUCUCACCAUAGAUAACCAACAUCAACCAAGAAAAAAUUGUUUUUCUGAAUGAAGAAGUUGAAGAUAUAUAGUUGCAUCCCUCAUACCUCUCACUAUUCUCAAAGGACCCAAUUCAAUAACACCCUACAUUAAGGUUAGAUUCUAUUUUCAAAGCUAUAUCUAAUGCAUUCCAAAGCAAUAUCUUUCAAUUGGUUAUUAGUUUAAGUUAAAAGAAAUGAUCAUACUUACGAUGAUUGUAUAUCAUUGAUAAGGGUUAAAAUUUGUUAGAACUAUACUUUGUGUAAAUAUUUUGAUUUUUUAUUUAUGUUUAAUCUUGAAGGAUGCUUCGUAAGGCCAUUUGAAGCUUUUUUGUCUAACUGCUCAUAAUGGCAAUGGUGAAGGAAUUUAAAGUAAUCGAUGCCUUUCUAUGAUCUUCAAUGCACUUCUAAGUCAUGAAGAAACAAGAAUACCCACUUCCUUAAUGAGAAUCGUAAUGUGUUUUUUUUUAAUACAGAUGCUUAUGCGAUUCUUAUUAACGAUUACAAUCCUCACUAUUUUGUUUUGUUUUUAUUUAUUGAAUUUACAGAUUUACAAAUGUUACACAACCUAAUGAGACAUUACAGAUGGGAGUUCAUUAAGAUUCCAACAUUAUGAAAGCUUCUCAAGAUGAAUGGGAACUGAAAAAAACCAGGCUCCCAAAGAAGAGUGUACAUACGUAGGACCUGGGCGAGGUGAACGCAUGGAGUUGUAUGGGAUGCUUCUUUAUGGCACAUGCAUGAGGUACUUAACAGAUCCUAGAGCAUGAGAGCAACAAAACAAAAUAGAUUUUGUCUUUGAUUUUUAAUUGAAUCAUUAAUUGAUUAAUUAUGCAUUUGUUCAUGUUUGUAAAAUCUUCUUUUGUAAAAAAGGUUUCAAAGUAAUAAAUUACUUGCAUAUUCUCCAAAACUUCAACAUUCAUGUGUUUACAACUACAUAACUUUUGAAUAUCUAUAACAAAAUAAUUCAUCGACUUACAAUCAAUUGUUUAAAAAUUGAAUCUAAACCAUCAACUACAACUUAAAGGUCCUUGAUUUUAUAUGUAUCGGAAGAGAAAAAGCUGUGACAAUUGACCAACAAAAGUUUGCAU
Lactuca saligna is the source of this 2183-nucleotide messenger RNA. The record is from the annotation of a GenBank genome assembly. Lineage: Eukaryota; Viridiplantae; Streptophyta; Magnoliopsida; Asterales; Asteraceae.